This is a messenger RNA of Cladocopium goreaui, 1086 nucleotides long. Lineage: Eukaryota; Dinophyceae; Suessiales; Symbiodiniaceae. The record is from the annotation of a GenBank genome assembly.
AUGGCCUUUUUUCCCUCUCUCUCGGUGGUGGAUGAAGCCUGCUAUGCUCAGCGCGGAUGCCGGUGUGCCACCGUGCCACCGCGGCAGUUUCACUUGUCUUCCAAUGAGCAGCAGCCAGAGAAUUUGGUGACACCCCGGCGAAGACUCGAGGGCGAAGAAAAUGCCGGGCAGUUGCGGAUGGUGCUGGCCCAUGUGUUGGGCUUCACCCUGAGCACCGCAUUGCUGGUGCAGGAGCCGAAAAAUGUGGUCUUCACGCCACCUCGCAAUGGCAUCUUCUGUCGUGGCAACGGCUGCCCCUACGCCGAGACAGGGACCAUUGGUGGACAGAACGUCCUUGGUCAUGCCGGCUCGGUACAGGAUGUGAAGCAACAAGCCGAAGCAGCCUUGGCCAUGGGAAUGGAUGCCCUGCUGGCACGGAAGGAGUUUUGCCGAGGAAUGAGCUGCGUAGAUGGCAUGGGCAAACCUGUGGACCGAACGAAGGCCGCCUUCGUGGCGCAGUGCAGCCACUUCUUCAGAAAGGGCCUGGAAGGACAGGACGACUACCGCUCGGUGAAAAAUGUCUACGACAGCUUUGGAAACAUUUGCGGCCCAAGGGUGGGCUAUUCGGAACUGCCCUUCUGCCGUGCCUACGGCGACGUCGUGGCUGCCGCCCUGGCAUCGCAGAUGGAAGCGACCACCGUAGGAAGUGCUGAAAGGAUUUGUGACACUCUCUUCGACUUCACAUUGGAAAUCAAGCAGGCUCAAGUCGAUCUCGAGCUCUUUGAGGGUUCCUUGAACCUGGCGAGCGAAAUGGGUCCUGGCACUGUGCGGGGACAGCGCUGGGCCAAGCAAUUGGACUUGGCUUCGAGUGAAAGCAGCCACUUGCAGGUGGCCACAGAUGUCCAGAAUGCCACUGCAGAGGACAAGUACCAGGUGACCAUGCCAUCUUGGGACGGUGGCCUGAACGCGACGAAAGUGGCUCCGCAACUCUUCGAGCACUGCGAAUUAGAGAUGCGCGAGAUCAUGGCAGAUGAGUCGCAAACUGCGGGGCGUGUCAGCAAGCUGGCGGUCGAUUGGUACGCUCCCCUAGAUUUUCUGGCGAAGUAG